Messenger RNA from Alternaria incomplexa, 489 nucleotides. RefSeq lists its product as uncharacterized. Gene Ontology annotation, molecular function: oxidoreductase activity. The coding region runs from base 1 to 489 and encodes 162 amino acids. The transcript has a single exon. The record is from RefSeq and is a predicted model, not a curated record. Lineage: Eukaryota; Fungi; Ascomycota; Dothideomycetes; Pleosporales; Pleosporaceae.
AUGACGUACACCAUCGUCCUCUUCAUCACGCGCAACCACGACCUUACCUCGGAAGAGUUCAGAGACCACUAUGAGCACACGCACAUUCCCCUCGCCCAUUCGCUGCUCGCCUCCUGCUGGCCGAUCGAUUUCAAACGUCGCUAUCUCGCGCGGAUAUCGCGGAAGGGGUUCGGAGGACCGGCAAAUCCCGACCGACCGCCGCUGAUGCUAAGGGGCGAGAUGAACGAGCUGGACUGUGACUGCAUUGCAGAAAUGACGUUUGACAGCGAAGCCCGCUUCCAAGAAUUCUACCGAAGAAUCUACGCCCCGGAGAAUGCAGCCAAGCUAGCAAGAGACGAGGAAAAGUUUUUGGAAACAGGGAAAACGAGGGUCAUUGUCGUUGGCGAGACUUGGAGUACGGACGAACACGGCGUCUCGACGAGAGAAAUAGGCUACAUCCGCAAAGACGAGAGGUCCGACAGCGAAGCCAGUGGUAGUGGCCAGAGCUGA